Messenger RNA from Penaeus indicus, 381 nucleotides. RefSeq lists its product as uncharacterized. The transcript has 2 exons. The record is from RefSeq and is a predicted model, not a curated record. Lineage: Eukaryota; Metazoa; Arthropoda; Malacostraca; Decapoda; Penaeidae. The coding region runs from base 1 to 381 and encodes 126 amino acids.
AUGGAGGAUGAAAGAGGAAUAGUGUUAAGAAAGGAAAGACAGAUUUUGAUGAGGUGGAAAGACUACUUUGAGAAGUUACUGAAAGAAGAAAAUGAAAGGUUCCCGAGAGGAGACGGAGAACCGAACAACCAAGAGGUAGCAGAAGUGACGAGACAGGAGGUGAUCACAGCACUGAAGGAGAUGAAGAAUGGUAGAGAAAACUACAAAGAGUACGGUAAGGAGGCAAAAAGAGCUGUUGCAAUCGCGAAAGCAAAAGCGUACGAUAGUCUAUAUGAAGAGUUAGACACUGAAGAAGGACAGGGGAAGGAUUUCAAGUUGGCAAAGCAAAGAAAUAAGAGCACAAAGGAUAUCAAGCAUAUAAGACAGAUGGAGGAUGAAUGA